AUGCCUCUCCGCCCGUCGCAAUGGAACUUCGAAAUCGACGACUAUCUUAACCCUUGGCUGCCGGCCGCGCCGUGGAAGCACGUACCGUACCCGAUCGCCCACUUCCUAGGCCACAGGCCGGGGCCGCAAAGGCCACUGGGGAACAUUGCCAUGAUCUUCUGGGCCUUGAUCGGGGUUUUCUGCUCUCUGAUUAUCAUCGAGUUCGCGGGCCGCGCCAUUCCCUCUUUCGAGGCGCAUGGCGCGCCUAUCAUUAUCGGCAGUUUUGGCGCCGCCGCGGUUCUAGAGUUCUACGCCAUAGAAUCACCUCUCGCGCAACCACGCAGUGCCGUCCUUGGGCAACUAUUUUCAUCUAUCAUCGGUGUUGCCAUUGGCAAGUUGUUUGCGCUAGGCUCUGUGUCUAGAGACUUGACGUGGCUGGGUGGCUCGCUAAGUUGUGCGUGUGCCGUUGCAUUUAUGGCCCUGACAGGAACCGUCCAUCCGCCAGCGGGCGCCACGGCGCUACUCGCAGUGGUUGACCCGAAUGUAGCGCAUCUCGGAUGGUUCCUACUGCCCGUGGUUCUCCUGGACUGCGUAUUGAUGCAGUGCGUGGCGCUACUAUUAAACAACAUCCAGAGGCGCUUUCCCGUCUACUGGUGGACACCGGCGGAAGUCGGUCGUCGGAAGCAGCAGGAGAAGAGCAAUAGUGAUUACAGCAGCGAGAACGGAACCAAGCUCGAGAUAACCACGACGCAUCAUCUGGAAAGAGACGUCUCAGAAGAGGCGAAGGUGGUUAUAAAACGAGGGCGAGUGCUCGUACCAGAUGACAUGUAUCUCUCGCCCGAGGAGAGGAUGUUUUUGGAAGAAUUAAGUGAAAGAUUAUAA
Molecule: messenger RNA, 861 nt
Organism: Annulohypoxylon truncatum
Lineage: Eukaryota; Fungi; Ascomycota; Sordariomycetes; Xylariales; Hypoxylaceae
Product: HPP family-domain-containing protein
Exons: 2
Coding region: 1-861 (286 amino acids)
Source: RefSeq, a predicted model, not a curated record